AUGAGUAAACCUGAUAAGGGUUUUGAAGAAACCAACGACACCCUACCUGAAAGUACAGGUAGACAAUAUGCUGUAGAGGGGUACACUAAUGAAAGUAUUGCAGUUCCCCAAACGAAAUAUCAGGAGUACUAUACUUAUCCGAAUGCAGGAGUUCAUGAAUAUGAAAAUAAGAAAAAUUCUUCAAUGAAUAUUAGUUGCUCAGGAAACUCAUUUAGUUGCAAACCACAAAAUCGAAAAGUAUUUAUUCGCACAGUUGACAACAAACGUAAAACGAGCAAUAAAAAAUAUAAUUCUUUUAAUAAUUCAUUCUGUCAAGAAUAUAAUCCUUAUGUAAUAUAUCCCAGUAAUUCAAUCCAAGGAAGUAAUAUAGAAGAUUAUAAUUAUGCUAUGCCUAUGAGUGAUAAAAAUGCAGAAUAUAAAGAAAAAUAUAUAAGCAAUAAUCCAAGUAGGUUAACUUAUGCAUAUCUAUCUGAUGAUAUUAAUUACUCUCUAAAUGGGCAAUUUAUGGAUCUUGACAAUAUGCACACCAAUGUGCCAAUAUGUAUUAGAGAAUCGUUUCAAAGCAACAGAGUGAACAACCUUAUGAAUCGUAUGUAUCCAAUGAGUCAGGAUGAAUAUAAUUUAAAUAACACUCUACCUAAUGUAGUAGACUUAAAAUGUGAUGUCAUUGCGAAAGACAUUUUAAGAUAUAUUCGCAUGUUUAUAAGAUAUAUUUAUAAAGUAGUUAAAUUAGCUUUUGCAAAAAUUAAAAGGGACUUAAACACUAAAGAAAUUUACUUUGACCCUACAAUACCACCAAUUCAUCAAAUGGAUAUGGAAUGUGAAGUUUGUAGAAAAAAAUAUGGAGAUAUAUUAUUAGAUGCCCAUCAGAAGGACUGUAUAAGUUUUUUUGAAGGGGUUGACGAAUCUCGUACUAUAUUUUCUAAAUUAUGGGAUAUUAUAAAUAAUUGGCUAGACUCAAAAGAAAGUGAUAAAAUUGACGUCUUAAGAAGUCAAAGAAGCGUAGAACAGCUAAUUCAAGAAAAUAGAAAGGAGUAUGAAGAGGUUUAUUAUCAAAUGGAAAAUUUCCCAAGGGACGAAAAUGGAAAAAUCGAAUUACCUCAAUUCAAUGAUAUUUCGAGACAGAGCAUCGUAAUGACAUAG
Molecule: messenger RNA, 1143 nt
Organism: Plasmodium malariae
Lineage: Eukaryota; Apicomplexa; Aconoidasida; Haemosporida; Plasmodiidae
Product: inner membrane complex protein, putative
Exons: 2
Coding region: 1-1143 (380 amino acids)
Source: RefSeq, a predicted model, not a curated record